Cryptomeria japonica (Japanese cedar) is the source of this 1474-nucleotide messenger RNA. RefSeq names its product protein LEAD-SENSITIVE 1. The record is from RefSeq and is a predicted model, not a curated record. The coding region runs from base 266 to 1036 and encodes 256 amino acids. The transcript has 2 exons. Lineage: Eukaryota; Viridiplantae; Streptophyta; Pinopsida; Cupressales; Cupressaceae.
CUUCCCCUCAUUAUUGCAGGUAUAAUACGGAUACGCCUUCCCCUGAAAUUGGGUCCACAAGCCGAGCACCACUAAACCGAAAAACCAAAACAAACUUGCUUAGUAAGCCACAAAAGCCACCCAAACUGUACUUUCUCCAUCGGCAAGGAAUACCCAAGUAAAUCCACAUUUAGAAAUAGAUCAUGUACCCAGAUGAAUUAGUAUCCAAUCCAUUCCUCGGCAAUAUUUCAAUCUCCCUGAAAAUUAAGAUAGCACAUUGUAAAUCAUGGGCUUGUUCUCAAACAAAAUCAGCAGAGAAGAUUUGAAACCAGGAGAUCAUAUCUAUUCAUGGCGGUGCGCUUAUGUUUAUGCUCAUCACGGUAUCUAUAUUGGGGACAAUCAAGUCAUUCAUUUCAUUCGAGGAAGAGAUGAAGAAGUGGCAGGAGAUGCUAUGCUCAAUAUCCUGCUGUUAAGCUCAGGAUCUUCUCAGAAUAGGAAUGAAUGCCAAAAAUGCAAUUAUCAACAAAAUAAUAGUGGAGUAAUAUCAUCUUGUCUUGAUUGUUUCCUUGCUGGGGGGAAUCUGUACAGAUUUGAGUAUGGUGUCCAAUCAGCCCUGUUUGUUGCAAAAGCUCGAGGAGGAACUUGCACACUUGCAGAGACAGACUUUACAGAGACAGUCAUACAUAGGGCCAAAUACUUGCUUGAGAAUGGAUUUGGUUGCUAUAACAUUUUCAAAAACAAUUGUGAAGAUUUUUCCAUUUAUUGUAAGACUGGUUUGCUUGUGGUAAAUAGAAGUGGGGUUGGUCCAAGUGGUCAAGCAGCAUCGGUUAUUGGUGUUUUUACCGCAGUCUUCUCAUCUCCUUUGCAAUUUUUGAUUCCAAGUACAGCUGCUUUGAGUGCAAUUGCAGGUGGAUUCUACUGUUUGAGUAGGUAUGCAACUGAUAUUGGCAUUCGCAGGGAUGUGACAAGAGUUCCAGUAGAGAGCUUGAUGGUUAGAGUAAGUCUAAGUGACCCACAAACUAUAGCAUCAAUAGCUGCAGGGCCACAGACUCAUUGAUGAAAUUAUCUUUAUGUCAGUGCCUUUUAUGUAAUUGUGCCUUUCGAGGUUUGUUUUAAAAAAAAAUAAAGAAAACUAGUCUGCAGAUUUACAUAGGAUUCUGUAUGGUCCAGAAGGCUCAAAAAGGGUAUGUAGGAUUCUAAUGAUGCACAUCUAUCAAUUCUUUGUGUGUGUACGAGUAUAUAUAAGGCAAAAGGAAACAAUCACCUCCUUGUGAAAUGUUGCGAUCCGAAAGGUGUUAUGUCAGUUGUCAAUGUCGUAAUAUUAGCGAUGCAAUGUCAGUUUGGGUGGUUAAGUGUUUUGGCUUUGUACACGAAGAUUCUCAAAUGAUGGUUGGUAGUUUUUGGGGUUUAGUUGUGUGCCUUCAGAAAGGGCUUUUGUAAACAUUCUAAUGCAGCCUCUGAAAUCAUUAUAUUGUUUUUAUGUUUCAUGAUUCAA